AUUACUAAGAAAUGAUGAGUCACCAACAAAAGAUAAUUUACAGACUGUGGACAACAAAGAGCCUCAAGUAGAAAAGUAGUUAAACUAAUCUGAUGAGAGAGACAACAAAGUCCUUUAGUUUUAGUUGACUACUAGGCUGGAAAAUCUUCUUUUGUCUUUAUUACAAUAUUAAUUCUUCUUUUACACCAUCUCUCUCAUCUCUGCAGAUCUAAAGAAACAGAGAGAGAUUAAGACAAAACGAUGAGAAAAGGAGAUUUAACUCCUGACAGAGAUCGCGUGACUGAGGAACAUGAGUUGCAAGAAACUCGGUUUAGUCCUGAAACAGAGAGGAACAAGAAUGCUAGACAAAACCAAAGAGAAGAAGAUGAUGAAGGAGAAGAAUCUGUGGAGGGAAUAUUCGAGAGCAGAGAGGUUCCUUCUUGGACGAAGCAGUUAACGGUUAGAGCUUUUGUGGUUAGCUUUGCGUUAAGCAUCUUGUUUAGCUUCAUUGUGAUGAAGCUUAACCUCACAACAGGGAUCAUCCCUUCUCUUAACGUCUCUGCUGGUCUUCUCGGAUUCUUCUUCGUCAAGACAUGGACCAAGAUGCUUCAUAAAUCUGGUCUUUUGAAACAACCCUUUACAAGACAAGAGAACACAGUUAUUCAGACUUGUGUUGUUGCUUCCUCAGGCAUUGCCUUUAGCGGGGGGUUUGGGACUUACCUAUUUGCAAUGAGCGAACGAAUAGCUAACCAUUCAGGAGAUGCUGCUCGUGGCGUUAAGGACCCUUCUUUGGGUUGGAUCAUAGCUUUUCUCUUUGUUGUCAGCUUUCUUGGCCUCUUCUCUGUUGUCCCUCUUCGAAAAAUAAUGAUAAUAGACUUCAAACUAACAUACCCAAGUGGCACUGCAACUGCUCAUCUUAUCAACAGCUUUCAUACUCCUCAAGGAGCAAAGCUGGCCAAGGAACAGGUGAGAGUGUUGGGGAAGUUCUUCUCCUUGAGCUUCUUGUGGGGUUUCUUCCAAUGGUUCUUUACUGCAGGAGAAAACUGUGGGUUUCACAGUUUCCCUACCUUUGGACUCAGAGCAUACCAAUACAAGUUUUACUUUGAUUUUUCAGCAACAUAUGUAGGUGUUGGUAUGAUAUGCCCAUACAUAAUCAACAUAUCUCUCCUUUUGGGUGGGAUUCUCUCUUGGGGGCUAAUGUGGCCUCUCAUUGAAACUAGAAAGGGAGAUUGGUUCCCUUCUGAUGUUGACUCUAGCAGCAUGAACGGUCUCCAAGCUUACAAGGUGUUCGUAGCUGUUGCUAUGAUCCUAGGGGAUGGUGUAUACAACUUU
Messenger RNA from Raphanus sativus (radish), 1311 nucleotides. Its product is annotated as probable metal-nicotianamine transporter YSL8. The annotation marks the transcript as partial. The transcript is spliced from 6 exons. Gene Ontology annotation, cellular component: membrane. Gene Ontology annotation, molecular function: oligopeptide transmembrane transporter activity. The record is from RefSeq and is a predicted model, not a curated record. Lineage: Eukaryota; Viridiplantae; Streptophyta; Magnoliopsida; Brassicales; Brassicaceae.